Messenger RNA from Mustela erminea (ermine), 1130 nucleotides. It is a transcript of the gene SCRT2, whose product is annotated as scratch family transcriptional repressor 2. The coding region runs from base 104 to 1030 and encodes 308 amino acids. Gene Ontology annotation, molecular function: DNA-binding transcription factor activity, RNA polymerase II-specific; RNA polymerase II cis-regulatory region sequence-specific DNA binding. Lineage: Eukaryota; Metazoa; Chordata; Mammalia; Carnivora; Mustelidae. The transcript is spliced from 2 exons. The record is from RefSeq and is a predicted model, not a curated record. Gene Ontology annotation, biological process: regulation of DNA-templated transcription.
AGUGCUGAAACCCCGCGCCGACAGCCAAUCGCGCCCGACUGGCCGCCUCCCCCCACCGGGGCCCCACGCAAGUGCCCCCGCCGAGCCCCCCGCCAGUCGCACCAUGCCGCGCUCCUUCUUGGUAAAGAAGAUCAAAGGGGACGGCUUCCAGUGCAGCGGGGUGCCGGCCCCCACCUACCACCCCUUGGAGACCGCCUACGUGCUGCCUGGCGCCCGGGGGCCGCCCGGGGACAACGGUUAUGCCCCGCACUGCCUGCCCCCCAGCAGCUACGAUGCGGACCAGAAGCCAGGCCUGGAGCUGGCGCCGGCCGAGCCCGCCUACCCGCCGGCGGCGCCGGAGGAGUACAGCGAUCCGGAGAGCCCGCAGUCCAGCCUGUCGGCGCGCUACUUCCGCGGGGAGGCGGCCGUGACCGACAGCUACUCCAUGGACGCCUUCUUCAUCUCCGACGGGCGCUCGCGGCGGCGGCGCGGCGGGGGCGGCGGCGGGGACGCGGGCGGCGCGGGGGACGCCGGGAGCGCCGGGGGACGCGCGGGGCGCGCGGGGGCGCCGGCGGGCGGCGGGCACCGGCACGCGUGCGCCGAGUGCGGCAAGACGUACGCCACGUCGUCGAACCUGAGCCGCCACAAGCAGACGCACCGCAGCCUGGACAGCCAGCUGGCGCGCAAGUGCCCGACGUGCGGAAAGGCCUACGUGUCCAUGCCCGCGCUGGCCAUGCACGUGCUCACGCACAACCUGCGCCACAAGUGCGGCGUGUGCGGCAAGGCCUUCUCGCGUCCCUGGCUGCUGCAGGGCCACAUGCGCUCGCACACGGGCGAGAAGCCGUUCGGCUGCGCGCACUGCGGCAAGGCCUUCGCCGACCGCUCCAACCUGCGCGCGCACAUGCAGACGCACUCGGCCUUCAAGCACUACCGCUGCCGCCAGUGCGACAAGAGCUUCGCGCUCAAGUCCUACCUCCACAAGCACUGCGAGGCCGCCUGCGUCAAGGGGGCCGAGCCGCCCCCGCCGCCCCCCGCCGGCGCCGCCAGCUGAGCCGCCCGCUGCCCUCGGGCCCCCACCUCCAUCUCCGUCCUCUAAGCGCCCCAGCAGCGUUUCCCUGCCCACACCCCUGGGAGGGUAGGGGGAAACAACC